Molecule: messenger RNA, 681 nt
Organism: Colletotrichum higginsianum IMI 349063
Lineage: Eukaryota; Fungi; Ascomycota; Sordariomycetes; Glomerellales; Glomerellaceae
Exons: 1
Coding region: 1-681 (226 amino acids)
Source: RefSeq, a predicted model, not a curated record
AUGGCACCAAAGAAGAACCUCGUAUUCCUCUACGGAGAGUGGAUGCACCCGGGCACCAUAUACCUCCUCAUCCACGGCACCGCAACCCCACACAAGACCAUCACGUCGCGUUACUACUUCCAGCAAGCCACCUUCUGCGAGAACCCGCGCGAGCCUCGCGGCUCGAGACAGCGGGGGGCCAGCAUGGAAGGUGUCUGCGUCAAGGGCCUCACGGACGCCGAGCUCGCAAAGCUGGACACCUGGCUCCAGAACCUCAGAUGCGUCCGGCGCGUCGUCACGGUUGAGCACAUCUGCCGCCACGGCUUCCUCAACCGGAACGACGCAUUCAUAUGGGUCACGGCGGAGCCCUCCCUGACGUGGAGCCCGGUUCCCAACGCGAGACGGCACGACGGGAAUAAUAACAACAACAAUGGCAUCAAUGGCAUCAACGGCAUAAACAACAGCAGCAGCAUCAACAGCAUCAACGGCAGCAAUAGCAGCAACAACAACCACAACAACCACAACAAUAGCAUUAGUAGUAGCAGCAGCAGAAAUAACAACGGCAGAGGCAGCGUCAGCAGCAUCAACAGCAACCCAAUGGCACAUCAACCCAACUCGAGAGCCCUUGCCCAGACGCCCUUCAUGGGGGCCGACAUGGGCAGCGCAAGCUUUGACGGAGCUGCUGACGCUGCCCGACAAUAG